ACAAGUCAAAUAUUUGUUAUGAUUAUAUUUAUUAUAACAAUAUAAUAUAUGUUUGUAUAUAUGUAUAUAAUGAAUAUAUAAUGACCCGUAAAAUAUAUAUAAUAAUAUAAUUUCUUCAAAAAUAGUCCAAAUAAAUAAAUAUGUUCUUUUCUUUGGUUUUCUCACCCCAAAUGAAAAAAGGCCUGGAAUGAUUUUGCUUUCCUGAGCAAAAGCCACGUUGUUGUUGUUUGUUUACAGAGGGGGGAAAAUAAAACAGAAAAGGCCAUUAUGGGUGUGUUUGUGCCACUAAUUUCCACCCCUUUUUUUUCCUUCUUAAUUUUUAAAAUUAAUUACGAGCAGCCUCAUCGUGGUAAGUCUCUUGGCCGCUCUGUAAUAUAGACAGAAAUCCUAGAAAGAAACCACAAAUAUUUGGCAUUAAAACCACAAAGGAAAAACCUGUUUUGAAAGUCAAUCAAAGACCCAAAAAUAUGCAAAACAUUUGGGAAAACAAAAGGGAAAGAAACUAACGCCACCUCCUUUAAAACAUGCUUAUUAUUAUUAAUGAUAAUAUUAAUGAAUUAUAUUUUAUAUUUAUAAAUUCAUUAUAUAUAUUUAUAUUUCUUAUUUCUUAAUCCAUUUCAUUACUAUAUGAUUUUUAAAAUUAUUAUUCCAUUUUAUUACUAUAUUAUUAUUGUACUAUUAUUACCUUCAAUAACUUUGUGAUUAUACAUUUUAAAACUAUUCGAUUCAAAAUUCUAGUAUGUUUAUAUUUUCUUAUAUUUUUAUUACAUUUUGUCGUUAUUUCUUCUGAUUCUUAUAUUUUAUUAUUCUUAUAUUAUUACUGAGUGUGUGUGUGUGUGUGUAUAUAUAUAUAUAUAUAUAUUAUAUAUAUAAUACGUUUUAUAAUGGCAUUAUUUCCAAGUCUUUUUUAGGCUUCCAAAAGCCAUUGGAAAGAGGAAGAGGAAGAAGUUCGUGCAAAAGGCUCAACGCCAGAGUUAAUUAAUCAUUCGUUGAGUUAAUUAUAUGUUUGAUUUUUCUAAGGAAGCCCCUCCCCUUUUUAUUAUAAUGAUAAAGUUCAAGCAGAAGGACAAAUUCCUCUGAAAGGAAGAAGGAAGAAGACAAGAAGGAGGAAGAAGAGAAAAAAAUCAGGGGGAAAUCGUAUUUAAUAUUCAACGUCUGGAAAAAAAAGGAGAAACCUUUCUGGAGAAAUGAAGGUCAAACGCUGGACGGUCGGCCUCUUAACGGCUCUCCUUCUGCUCCUCUUCCUUUCCCUCGGCCUCUACUUCGGACUGCGAUCCAGAACGGACGGAGCACAGACCAAAGAAAAACACGUCUACAAGAACGGUGCUGUUGCUACGGAUGCUGGCCCAUGCUCCGUGAUUGGCCGGGACAUUCUCCAAAAAGGAGGGUCCGCCGUCGAUGCUGCCAUUGCGGCCCUGCUUUGUACGGGGCUCAUGAAUCCCCAUAGUAUGGGCAUCGGCGGAGGGGUCAUCUUCACCAUCUUCACCGCCGACGGGAAAGCGGAAGUCAUCAACGCCCGAGAAGUGGCCCCCAAAAAUGCCUCUCGGGAUAUGUUUGGAAAUGACACACAAUUGUCCCGGAAAGGAGGGCUCUCGGUCGCCGUUCCGGGCGAAAUCCGUGGUUACGCAGUGGCACAUCAACGUCAUGGCAGACUCCCUUGGAAGGAGUUGUUUCUUCCCAGUAUCCAACUGGCCAAGGAAGGCUUUCCCAUUGGGAAGGGACUGGGAGCCGCUCUGGCCUCCCGCAAAACUGCCAUCGAAAGCAACCCAUCGCUCUGUGAGGAUUUCUGCCGCGGAGGGGAGGUCCUUGGCGAGAAGGAGACCCUCCGCUUGCCCAAACUGGCCCGGACGUACGAGACGCUGGCCCGCGAGGGGCCCGAGGCCUUCUACACGGGCAGUUUGGCCCAACAGGUGGUUUCCGACGUCCAGGAGGCGGGAGGGAUCCUCUCCCUGGAGGACCUGCGGGACUACCAGGCGGUUGUGGAGGAGAACCCGCUGAAGGUGCCUCUUGGGCAGCUGGCCAUGCUCAGCCCGGGAGCCCCCCUCAGCGGCGCCGUCCUGGCCCUCAUCCUCAACAUCCUGAAAGGAGACCACUUCACCCCGGAGUCGGUGGCCACGCUGGAGGGCAAGGGCCGGACCUGCCACCGGGCCCUGGAGGCCUUCCGCUUUGCCUUUGCCAAGAGGACCCUCCUGGGAGACCCCCGCUUUGUCAACGUCACCCCGGUGAUGCAGAACUUGACCUCAGAGGCGUUUGCGGAGAGCCUGCGCCUCAAGAUCACCAACGUCACGCACAACAUCAGCUACUACGAGCCGGAAUACUACACGCCGGAAAAUGCCGGGACCUCCCACGUCUCCGUCGCGGCCGCUGAUGGCAGCGCCGUCUCCGCCACCAGCACCAUCAACCAAUAUUUUGGCUCGGACGUGCGUUCCAACGUGAGCGGGAUCAUCUUCAACAACGAGAUGGACGACUUCAGCUCCCCGCACCUGGUCAACAGCUUUGGGGUCUCCCCCUCCGUGGCCAACUUCAUCUCCCCAGGGAAGCAGCCCUUUUCCUCCAUGUGCCCGACCAUCUUGGUGGACCAGGAGAACCACGUCAAGGUGGUGGUGGGUGCCUCCGGAGGGACCCAGAUCACCACCGCCACGGCACUGGUGAUCCUGAACAUGCUGUGGUUGGGACUGGACGUGAAGGGCGCCGUGGAGGAGCCCCGCUUCCACAACCAGCUCCUCCCGCCCCUCACCGUCUUGGAGGAGGCCGUGCCCAAGGGCCUGGAAGACGAGCUCCGGAAAAGGAAGCACGACAUCACCCGAACACAACGCGGCGCCGUGGUGCAGGCCAUUGUGCGGACGCAGGACGGCUGGGCCGCGGCCUCGGAUUCCCGGAAAGGCGGGCACCCAGCCGGAUAUUGAGGCUUCCCCGCCUCUUGUCGGAAAGGACCCUGGCACCCGCCAGGGAACAGCGUGCUUUUGGCAAACGGGAGCCACCCUCCGGUAUCCCAAAUUUCCCCAAAAGAGGAGCCAUUCACCCCCAACUCGCUGGCACAGAAUCAAGGCCCGGCUCUUUAGGACUUCCAGACUCACAAGGGCCAACAAUGGCCCUCUCCCCCAAGACCCAAACCGGGCCCUCGUUUUGCAUCUCAUGGAUGCCCCAUUUUGACGAGUCGUAUGGGAAAUUGAUUUUGGACCCAUCCAUAAGGAACAUAUUCAACGGCAAAUGCGGGCAAUUUUUUCAUCCCUGUUUUGCAUCUGAUUUGCAUAUAAACAAUACAGGCAUCUCAUUUGCAUAUAAUCAA
Molecule: messenger RNA, 3289 nt
Organism: Anolis carolinensis (green anole)
Lineage: Eukaryota; Metazoa; Chordata; Lepidosauria; Squamata; Anolidae
Gene: ggt1
Product: gamma-glutamyltransferase 1
Exons: 13
Coding region: 1188-2906 (572 amino acids)
Biological process (GO): peptide modification; regulation of inflammatory response; regulation of immune system process
Cellular component (GO): plasma membrane
Molecular function (GO): glutathione gamma-glutamate hydrolase
Source: RefSeq, a predicted model, not a curated record